CGUGUUAAACGGCUAGUUAAAAUGAGUUCGCUGAAAUAUCUCAAAAUAUGUAUAAUUUAUUUUAAAAUGUGAAAAAAUAAACCGAUAAAGUCAUUCAAUUAACAUUGUGAAAAUAAAACACCACCAAUAAUUUAGGCAUUUUUCAUUCUCUAAAAUAAGAAAGUAAAAGUGAAAGCAAAUCUCUCUGUGAUCGGAAGCCAUUUCUGUGCUGAGAGUCACCGAAUAAAUGGCGGCCAGGUCCUCUGUGCUGGAAGAGGAGCUCACCUGUCCUGUGUGCUACGAAAUCUACAGGGAUCCUGUGGUCCUGAAGUGUAGCCACAGCUUCUGUAAAGUCUGUCUGCAGCAGUACUGGGAAGAUAAGGACUCCCGGGAAUGUCCUGUUUGCAGGAGAAGGUCUUCAAUGGAUCGUCCUCUCACUAAUCUGGCCCUGAAGAAUACCUGUGAGGCUUUCUUACAGGACAGAGCUCAGAGAUCUGCAGCAGCUUCUGAAGGUCACUGCCAUCUGCACAAUGAGAAACUCAAGCUCUUCUGCCUGGAUGAUCAGACACCUGUGUGUCUUGUGUGCCGAGAUUCAAAAUGGCAUGAAAACCACAAACUUCGACCCGUACAGGAAGUGACCCCUGAAUACAAGGAGAUACUGAGAUCUUCACUGAAACCUCUGCAGGAGAAGCUGCAAGCUUUGAAAGAAGUUAAACAAAUUUGUAACCAAACAGCAGAACACAUGAAGACUCAAGCCCAGAACACAGAGAGACUGAUAAAGGGGGAGUUUGAGAAACUUCACCAGUUCCUAAAGGAUGAAGAGGCGGCCAGGAUAUCUGCACUGAAGGAGGAAGAGGAGCAGAAGAGUCACAUGAUGAAGGAUAAGAUCGAGAAGAUCACAAACGAGAUAUCAUCCCUCUCCGAAACCAUCAGAGCUUUAGAACAGGAGCUGGGAGCUGAAGGCGUCUCGUUCCUACAGAAAUAUAAGGAAACACAGAGAAGAGCCCAGUGCCCAGUGCGGGAUCCAGAGGAGGUCAAAGGAGCCCUGAUUGAUGUGGCCAAACACCUGGGCAACCUGAGCUACAGGGUGUGGGAGAAGAUGCUGGAGAAGAACGAGAUUAAAUACACUCCUGUAAUUCUUGACCCGAACACAGCACAUACAAAUCUAAUGCUCUCUGAAGAUCUGACCAGCGUAACAUUCAGUGAUGUCAGACAAACGUAUCCUGAUAACCCUGAGAGGCCUGUAUGGUGCUGUGUGCUGGGAUCUGAGGGAUUCAGCUCAGGGAAACACUGCUGGGAUGUAGAUGUGGGGGAUGGAGUUACCUGGAGGUUGGGUGUGGUCAAAGAGUCCAUCAACAGAAAGGGGCUUUUCCCUCUGAUCCCAGAAGGGGGUGCAUGGUGUAUAGAGCUGCAUAAUAGUAAAUACACAGCAAUGACCUCACCAUCUACCCCUCUGUCUGUGGGGAAGAAACCCCAGAGGAUCAGAGUGCAGCUAGACUGGGACGGGGGAGAGCUGUCAUUCUCUGAUUCCAGUAACAAAACUCCUCUCUACACCUUUAAACACACUUUCACUGAGAGGCUGUUUCCAAUCUUCUAUACCGAUAAGAACCUUAUGCAUGUCUGUCCAGGGAAUGUGUCUAUAAGUGUUAAACAUUGAACUAAAAGUGUAUCUCGGAAGGGAAACCAGAAUGAACAAAAUAAGCAAUUCUGUAACGUUUACGACAUACAAUAGUGUGGCGUCAGUGGUUUGCAUGUUUUGUAAACGUUUCUGUCGUUUUUUGUUCCAUUUCAUCGGCGUAUGAGCUGAAAGACCGCGACUGUUCUUCAUGUAGUUCAUCUUAAACUGGCACUUCCUCCUUGAGUGUUUUGCCGUAAUCUUGAAAUUUCUUUAACAUGUACAAGGUUUAUAUUAUGUCACACAACAAUAUCAAGGAUCAAUGCCCACUCGCCUUUGAAUAACUUCAAAUGAUUCUAGAGAUUGUUAGGGUGUAACUGUGUCCGAAUCGAUGUUUAAAUGUCUACCAUAUCUCAGUACUAGAAAAUGUGAACAUUUCUUUCAAGGUCAGCUUUGUUUUUGGUUGUUUCUGUCAGACCGAUCUCCCCUGUGAUUCCAUUUUGAAGUAAAGACGUGGUCAUUUUGUCCUAA
Molecule: messenger RNA, 2125 nt
Organism: Brienomyrus brachyistius
Lineage: Eukaryota; Metazoa; Chordata; Actinopteri; Osteoglossiformes; Mormyridae
Product: zinc-binding protein A33-like
Exons: 6
Coding region: 227-1636 (469 amino acids)
Molecular function (GO): protein binding; zinc ion binding
Source: RefSeq, a predicted model, not a curated record